AUGAAGGAUCCUGGUGCUUUCUUUCAUCAAAUAUGUUGUGAAAAUAGAGACGAUGACGAAGUUGGCCAAAUAUUUGGUGCCUCCUCUGUAGAGUUAAUUACAACAGGACCAGAACCAUUUGAAGAAAUAAAGUUCAAAUCGGACGAGAUGCAGAAUUUAUUUAAAUUGCUGGCGGUAACGUCAAAUACGCAUAAUCGAAUGGAGGAGCUACACAUUUCCAAUUUUUAUGAUGACAGAGGCAUAGUUGUCCACCCCGAAUUCAGACAAUUGGGAAUUGCGAGGGAAUUUCUGAAGACCAGAUGUCUGGCUUGCGUGACAAACAAUGUUCCUGCUACCGGUGCUCUCAUGACCUGCAUCGCUACUCAGAAGGCUGCUGAGAAAGACAACUGGGAGACUGUCUUGGAGGUGGACUUACAGGAACUUGGCCGCAAGCACGACGUGACCUUCGAGGAUGGCGGUGUCAGCAUACUUAUGAUCUGGAAGAACCCGCAAUAUAAACUCCCACAAAAUAUGUAAUGUUAAUCAGUUGUUAAAUUAUAAAAUUGCUCCUCUC
Messenger RNA from Cydia pomonella (codling moth), 553 nucleotides. RefSeq lists its product as uncharacterized. The record is from RefSeq and is a predicted model, not a curated record. NCBI's taxonomy places the organism in Eukaryota, Metazoa, Arthropoda, Insecta, Lepidoptera, Tortricidae. The transcript has 3 exons. The coding region runs from base 1 to 516 and encodes 171 amino acids.